Messenger RNA from Pipistrellus kuhlii (Kuhl's pipistrelle), 2877 nucleotides. It is a transcript of the gene RCAN3, whose product is annotated as RCAN family member 3. Lineage: Eukaryota; Metazoa; Chordata; Mammalia; Chiroptera; Vespertilionidae. The transcript has 4 exons. Gene Ontology annotation, biological process: calcium-mediated signaling. The record is from RefSeq and is a predicted model, not a curated record. The coding region runs from base 1 to 549 and encodes 182 amino acids. Gene Ontology annotation, molecular function: nucleic acid binding; calcium-dependent protein serine/threonine phosphatase regulator activity. Gene Ontology annotation, cellular component: cytoplasm; nucleus.
AUGCUGAGGGACUCUAUGAAAUCGUGGAAUGAUGGCCAGUCGGGUCUCUGUACCAGUGACCAAGAAGAGGAAGAAGAGAUGGUUUUUGGUGAGAAUGACGAUGAUUUGGAAGAGAUGAUGGAUCUAAGUGACCUGCCCACCUCUCUUUUUGCCUGCAGUGUCCACGAAGCAGUGUUUGAGGUGCAAGAGCAGAAGGAGAGAUUUGAAGCACUCUUCACCAUCUACGAUGAGCAGGUGACGUUUCAGCUGUUUAAAAGCUUUAGAAGAGUCAGAAUAAACUUCAGCAAGCCGGAAGCCGCAGCCAGAGCGCGCAUCGAGCUCCACGAGUCGGACUUCCACGGGCAGAAGCUGAAGCUGUACUUUGCGCAGGUUCAGGUGGCCCGGGAAACACGAGACAAGUCGUACCUGCAGCCGCCCCAGCCGGUCAAGCAGUUCCUCAUCUCGCCGCCCGCGUCCCCUCCGGUGGGCUGGAAGCAGGGGGACGACGCGAUGCCGCUCUUAAACUACGAUUUACUCUGCGCCGUGUCCAAACUGGGGCCAGCUCCUUAAACUCAGAGGCAGUGAAUCAUGUCAUACAAAAAAAAAAAAAAAAAAAAAAGAAAAAGGGGGAGGGAAUAGGGGGGGAUUUCCCCCUAAUGGACACAGUGAAUAAGGCAAUGAAAAAUCAUAGGUAAUGAAGUCAGUAACUUAUUAAUUUUAAUUAAUAAACUGGAUGUUCCAUAUUUUGUUUUUGCUGUUAUUGUACCACUAGUAUUGGAAUGUUCUCUUCAAUAGUGUGACCUUGGUGGCCAGCAAUUGCAUUGACCUGUAUGUGGGCUUUCCCAGAUUGUGGUAGUGAUACGAUUAAAAUACAGUCACACUUGAGAUGUGACUCCAGUGAAGCCCAAUGAGAUCAGCCUGAUUAGGAAAGAGUCUGCAGUGGAAUGACACUCUGGGUGCUGGUAAAUGAGUCCUGUGAAAGACUGACAACUGACUGCGCCCACACUUUCACACAGACUUUUAUGGACCACGGCUUUACUUUUAAAGGGGAAACCAAGCAUAAUGAAGCAAUGGGAAAUGUAGGAGGUUCUUUGUGCAUCAGGUUCACGGUCUGCCGGACAUGAUCUUUUUCUCCCGAGCUGUGGACUGCGUAGCUGUCACAGGUGGACUUGGUCAGUCCUCCCUUUCCCACUCCUGGGCUCCCUUUCACACAGUUACAUUGGCAUCUUCCUGUGCGGAAGGAAGCAUUACCUGUAGUUAGUGUGCCUGUAUCUGUAUAUAUAAAAGGCUAAUAUGGAAGCGUCCCUCAGCAGUUCGACCAGAACAGGAGUUCCAUCGCUCGCUAUGACGUGCGCUGACUGCCAGGGGGGCGGGGUGGUACAUGGUGGGUGACCAUCAUCAAUGGGGUGCUGAGGGAGUGAGGGAAGGAGGAGGCGGGGAGGUUGGGGGGAGCAGGGCAGGGACCCUGGGUGGCAAGGGAUGUAGAAGGCCGGGAGGCAGGGAACCUGAUGGCCCUGAUCGUAGGCCAGGCCUGGACCCUAGUAAAGGCCUCCAGUGAAGAAAUAAAAGACUUGGGAAGUAGUUGCCUCCUAGCUGGGGAGCUGAGUCCAUGUUGUAGACGCUCACUGUUAGAAAGUAAAAUAGGUUUAAAGAAUAAGACGUAGGAACCUUGUCCCACAGUUUGGUAUAUGCUCAGUUGUUUUCUGAACUCCCCUUGGAGUGUGGUCAGCCUGAUCAUCUCUAGCUGCCCUUGUUCUUUCUAAUCGUGAAUCGGGAAGUGUUAGUAAUGUGAAGAGUGUUGUUAUUAUUACCAAAUAUACAAGCAACAAAACAACCGAAAAUUGCAACAAGUGCUAGUUUCGCUGACCGAAAAGAUGAUAAAAACAGUCAAGUUCAAAAUAGAAGUAUCCCGCCAAGAUUAAGAAUCAUCGUCUUGGGUUGAGUCGAAGUAUCUCUGCGCAUUUAAACAAGCCCGACUGGCGUGGCUCAGUGGUUGAGCGUCCCUAUGAGCCAGGAGGUCACAGUCCGAUUCCUGGUCGGGGCCCGUGCCCAGGUUGUGGGCUCGACCCCCAUUGGCGGAUGUGCAGGAGGCAGCCAAUCGAUGAUUCUCUCUCGCUGAUGUUUCUCUCUCCCUCUCCCUUCCUCUCUGAAAUCAAUAAAAGUAUAUUUUGAAAGAAUAAAUAAGCAGGGUCUGGUGUAAACGUACAUUUCCCUUUGAAACAAAAUCCCGCCUGUAAACCACACAGCUUUGGCCGAAUGUUCAUUCUUGUGCCAGGGCAGGUUCCUGUCAUUGCAGACGAUGCGUGUUUCGGUGUUGUUUUCUGUGUGGUCCCAAGCUUCCUAACGCACAGUGGGCAUGGGGAGAGACCAGGUGGCUAAUCCUGUUCCUGUGCCCUACGUUCUUCCCGCGGCUGCUCUGCCCGAAGCCGGGUCCCGGGGGUGGGGUUUACGUUUCUGCGGGUUUGUGCAAAUCCUGCAAAUUAGAGAAAAGCCCCUCCGUCCCUCUGUCCUAAUGGAGCUCGGGAGCUGAACGCACCGUUUCGUCUGAACGUGUCUGUGAUCUUGUGUUCUGUUCCUGGGCAUGUUCCCUUGCUGGUAUAAACUCUAGUAAAUAUUCAUUGAAUUUCAAAAAACCGGUCAGUAAUUUGCACACAAGUGCUCCAUGUUUUUGUGCGCUCCACGUGGCCGUCCGGUGUUUGUGAUAGUCUGUGUCUUGCCAGCUUGGGCUGUCCUAUACUUUGAGGACAUUUAAAUAUUCCUUGUCCUGUCAAGGUGACAAAAGCAGACUGUCAUUUUUUUUUUUUUUGGAGUCUAUGAUUAAUCGUAACAAGUUUUGUUUUUAAAGCUAAUAAAAAUAAAGUUAGUGUUUGUUUUUUUUUAAUCAAGCCGAUGAAUUGA